AUGGCCAAAUCCACAACGGAGUUUACCUUUGAUGCUCUCCCACUAGACCCUACAGGGCCACCAGGAAAUGCCUGGGGUAGAUUUGGAAAAGAUGACCAGCUGGGAACGUUGAAUCUCCUUACGCCGGAGCGCAUCGUCGAAGCUGCCAAAGAAAUCAAGACCGGAGUGCGCAUUUCGCUCGACUGGCCCCUCAGCAUGCCGUCACAUCCUAGCUUCAACCGCGACCCAUUCAAACAGGAGCUUGUGCUGAGAAGCCCGAAUUGUAUCUUUGAUGACAUAUUGAGCUUUAAUAGUCAAGGGUCGACUCAAUGGGAUGGGUUUAGACAUUAUGGUAUUUGGGAAUACAACGACCCCAGGACUCAUGCUGACUGUUUGAAGCGAAUCAACAUUCAAAAAAGUUCUACAAUGGACAUACCGUCGAGGAGAUCCAGAGCUCAAAUACUAUCGGAAUUCAUUGUAAGUUCUGGUAUCACCUCCGGCCUGAAGUCGAGAUCGCUAACAGCCAUAGCAAUGUGCGAACACGGCGGAAUCACAGGCCGCGGUGUUCUGGUAGACUACGCAGACUGGGCAGCGACAAACUCCAUCUCCGUCUCUGCUCUCGAAUCAGAGACUAUCCCUCUCGAGCAUGUCAAGCAAGUCGUCAAAGACCACAAGAUCGAGUUCCAAAAAGGCGACAUAUUAUUUAUUCGCAGUGGAUUCACAGCUGCGUAUAACAAGUUAAAUGAUCAACAGCGCAAAGAUCUGGCACUUCGUUCAUCGCCCGACUUUAACGGCGUGGAGGCCUCGGAAGGUAUGGUGCGUUGGCUAUGGGAGCAUCAGUUUGCGGCCGUUGCUGGUGAUGCACCGAGCUUUGAGCGCGCCCCGAUUCGGGGUGCCCAUGCGGAUCCGAACUUCAAUUUGCAUGAGUGGGUUUUGGCCGGUUGGGGGACACCAAUUGGAGAGAUGUUUGAUUUGGAGAAAUUAUCGGAACACUGCAAGGCUACAGGGAGAUAUAGCUUCUUUCUGUCUAGUAUGCCUUUGAAGGUAGUGGGGGGCGUGGCAAGCCCGCCCAAUGCUUUCGCUAUAUUCUGA
Molecule: messenger RNA, 1071 nt
Organism: Penicillium salamii
Lineage: Eukaryota; Fungi; Ascomycota; Eurotiomycetes; Eurotiales; Aspergillaceae
Source: the annotation of a GenBank genome assembly